This is a messenger RNA of Ipomoea nil (Japanese morning glory), 1022 nucleotides long. Its product is annotated as zinc finger protein ZAT10-like. Gene Ontology annotation, molecular function: DNA-binding transcription factor activity. The record is from RefSeq and is a predicted model, not a curated record. The transcript has a single exon. NCBI's taxonomy places the organism in Eukaryota, Viridiplantae, Streptophyta, Magnoliopsida, Solanales, Convolvulaceae. The coding region runs from base 130 to 846 and encodes 238 amino acids.
CCUUUCUUGAGUUUCUUCACACUCAACUAAAACCACCAUUACAGCUCUAAUAACCACUGCUAGCUACCAACUCACACACGGUUUAAUUUAAAGAAGUUGAAAGGUUCAAUCUUUCUGGGAAUUAUUGAGAUGGCCACUCUUGAAGCUUUGAACUCUCCCACUGCGGCUUCGGCGCCGGCGAUUCAGUAUCUUGAUCAGUCUUGGGUGAAAGGGAAGAGGACGAAGAGGGCGCGGGGAGUGGAGUAUCAGCCUACUGAGGAGGAGUAUUUGGCUCUGUGUCUUAUUAUGCUUGCUCGGGGCGGCGCCGGCGGCGGGGCUCCGGUGGAGGAGCGUUUGCCCACGGCGGCGGCGGCGGGGCAGGUUUCUGAGCAGAAGCUUUUGUAUAAGUGUUCUGUGUGCGACAAGGCGUUUGGGUCUUUCCAGGCUUUGGGAGGGCACAAGGCUAGCCACCGGAAACACGCCGCGCCUGGCGGCGGCGGCGGAGAUGACAGGUCAACUACCUCGACCACCACCGGGAACAGCUCAGCCAACGGCGGCGGAAGCGGGCGGGUCCACGAGUGUUCAAUUUGCCACAAGUGCUUCCCCACCGGACAGGCGUUGGGGGGCCACAAGCGGCGCCACUACGAAGGCGGCAACGUCAGGAUCGCCGCCGCCAGAAGCAACAGCGUAGGGGUCGCCUCGUCGGACUGCGUGGGGUCCACCAACAGCUCCCACCGCGACUUUGACUUGAACCUCCCCGCCUUGCCGGAAUUCUCCCCCGGCUUCGCCGAAGACGAAGUUGAGAGUCCUCACCCGGCCAAGAAAGCACGACUUUCCAUUCCAACCACAAAACUCCACCUCUUCUAAUAUCAAAUCGCUUGGAUUUUUAUGUCUAUUUGCUCCCUCAAUUUUGAUUCAAAGUAGUUCAAGAAAAAUGUUAGUUUAUAUUUAUCUUUGAGACGACAGAAAAUUCUUUGUACUGUAAAUACAGUGAUAUUAGUUUUACUUAAUUCAAUUCAAUUCAUUGUUUUUUUUUCUACAAA